Oryza brachyantha (malo sina) is the source of this 2527-nucleotide messenger RNA. Its product is annotated as probable serine/threonine-protein kinase WNK1. Bases 206 to 2320 code for a protein of 704 amino acids. Gene Ontology annotation, molecular function: protein serine/threonine kinase activity; ATP binding. Gene Ontology annotation, biological process: protein phosphorylation; intracellular signal transduction. Gene Ontology annotation, cellular component: cytoplasm. The transcript is spliced from 7 exons. Lineage: Eukaryota; Viridiplantae; Streptophyta; Magnoliopsida; Poales; Poaceae. The record is from RefSeq and is a predicted model, not a curated record.
UUCCUCUCUCUCUCUGCCCACACACCAUGUGUGCCCACAUCUCCUCGAGCAGGUCUCUCUCUCCUGCAUCAAUCCUCUCGUCCUCCUCCUCCCACUCCUCGGUCCCUAUCCACCCUUCUUCCUAGCACAGUACAGAAGCGCGGCAGGAGCACGGGGGGAGCUGUAGCAGCGGCGAGCCGGGAGAGGCGAGGCUGGGAGAGCUAGAAUGAUGGGUGCCAAGGCCAACGCCGCCGCCGCCGGCGACUGCCCGGAGUACGCGGAGGUCGAUCCCACCGGCCGGUACGGACGGUACAACGACGUUCUUGGCAAGGGCGCGUCCAAGACCGUGUACAGGGCGUUCGACGAGUACCAGGGGAUGGAGGUGGCGUGGAACCAGGUGAAGCUGCACGAUUUCUUGCAGAGCCCCGAGGACCUGGAGCGGCUCUACUGCGAGAUCCACCUCCUCAAGACGCUCAAGCACCCCAACAUCAUGAAGUUCUACACCUCCUGGGUCGACGUCUCCCGGCGCAACAUCAACUUCAUCACCGAGAUGUUCACCUCCGGCACCCUCCGGCAGUAUAGGCAGAAGCAUAUGAGGGUGAACAUAUGGGCGGUGAAGCACUGGUGUCGGCAAAUCCUCAGUGGAUUGCUGUACUUGCAUAGCCAUGAUCCACCCAUCAUCCACCGGGACCUGAAGUGUGACAACAUCUUCGUGAAUGGCAACCAGGGGGAGGUCAAGAUCGGGGACCUUGGCCUUGCUGCCAUCCUCCGCAAGUCCCACGCUGUCCACUGCGUAGGCACGCCGGAGUUCAUGGCGCCGGAGGUGUACGAGGAGGAGUACAACGAGCUGGUGGACAUAUACUCUUUCGGGAUGUGUGUGCUUGAGAUGGUCACCUUUGAGUACCCAUAUAGUGAGUGUACACACCCAGUGCAGAUCUAUAAGAAAGUGAUCUCUGGUACCAAGCCGGAAGCCUUGUACAAGGUUAAAGAUCCAAUGGUGAGGCAGUUUGUCGAGAAGUGCCUGGCCACUGCACCCCGGAGGCUAUCAGCGAGAGAGCUGCUCAAGGACCCAUUCCUACAGGUCGAUGAUAUGGUUUUUUGUCCAGGGGAUGGAGAGUACAGUCUGAUGAACUAUCUGCAGCAGCCUUAUUUAGAACAUGCUUAUAGCAAUGUCUCCAUGAUAAGUAAUGGCUUCUCUGAAAGCAUUGAGGAGGAUACGCCAACUGAAGAUAGAUGGGAUUAUGAAGAUGAUGACAUUAAAGCUGAUGGUAUUGACCUGUUCAAUGGGCAUGAAGAUGAGCCUCUUGGCAAUGUGGAUAUCACAAUCAAAGGGAGGAAAAGUGAGGAUGGAAGCAUAUUCCUUAGACUACGGAUUGCAGAUAACGAUGGGCAUGUGCGGAACAUCUAUUUUCCUUUUGACAUAGAGGCCGAUACUGCAUUGAGUGUCGCAACUGAGAUGGUAGCCGAGCUAGAUAUAACCGACCAUGAGGUUACUCGAAUUGCUGAGAUGAUUGAUGGUGAGGUUAGUGCACUGGUGCCAGACUGGAGGCCUGGUCCAGGCAUAGAAGAAUCUCAAGACACUAUGUAUUGCCAUAACUGCGGAUCAAAUGUAUCAUCAUGUGGUUCACUUUAUGCCUACAUGUCAUCAGCUGCUCGAGGCUGCCAAUGUUCACAGCUACAUGGGCGGUUUGAGGAGAUAACAUUCCAAGCCAAUGGGGAGCAGUCCGAUUUGCAGGACUCUGGAGGCAGCUCUGAUGAUGGAGGUGGCCACACAGAGCAACUCAUCAAAGAUAAGGAGGCCAUACACAGUAAUGGGUUUGUACAGAUGGGUCGAAGAGGUCCUGAUCAGUUUUGUUUUAGUUCAUUCCAGGAACAGUCUUGCUCACCUCGUCACUAUGAGUACGAUACUAACCACCAAUCAAAAGGAUUUGAUAUGAAACAUGAAGUAAAGAUGGCCAAAUACAAAGCACGGAAAAUGGCACAAUUAAAGAGAGCUAUUCAUCCAUCUCUGGACUUCGACAACUUGAAUGGAGAAAGGCGGACGAAGUCUUCACUGAACAAGUUACAGUCUUUUCAUAUUGGUAAGAACCACAAUUUCCGCAUUCCUAACUGCGAGAGAAACCCAGGUGCUAGAGACACUGAUGAUCACCAUGACAUGAAUAAUCAAGAGUGUCACAGCCGGCACCCCGAUCCACGAGCUCAAAUGGCCUGCCUUUGUGAGGUUGAUGCACAGAGCAGUCCAGAUCUCAUGUUUACAGCUAGGAGUUACUACACAGGAGCUCAGCUGCCAACAAAUCUCCCAAGAACAAAAUCUGUAACCCUAAAUGCUGUUGAUGCCUGAAAUGCUUUUUUGCAGUGUAAAUUCCAUAGAGUAUAGAGUGUACAUUGCUUUGGUUCUUUUUAUAUGCAAUAAUAUGAAGUAUAGUUUGGUAGGGAAGAAACUGACGACUGGGAUCAUCUGUGGAUAUACCGGAGCUGUGUAAUAUCCUAGCUUGUGGAUCUGGAGGGUUUGUUUUUUCUCGGAAGAAAAGGUUUCUUUUCUGGAUGA